This is a messenger RNA of Plasmodium falciparum 3D7, 1200 nucleotides long. RefSeq lists its product as uncharacterized. The record is from RefSeq and is a predicted model, not a curated record. Lineage: Eukaryota; Apicomplexa; Aconoidasida; Haemosporida; Plasmodiidae.
AUGAUACAGUUUAUAAAAUGUUUUCUCCUUUUUAUCCUCUUAUAUUCCUCAGAUAUUAUUAUAUCCAUAAACCCUUCCACUCUUAUACAAAAUCAUUUAUAUAUGUAUCAAACGAACAACAGUAUAAAUGAAGAAAAUAUAUAUAAUAUGAAAAAAUUUAGUAAAUUACCAAUUGCAGAAAAUACCAGAAACAUAAGACACUCCACUAAUGAUCUUUAUUAUGAACAUUCCUUAAAUUUAGAAAAACCCAAUGAACACUUUACGUUACACAAUAUAAAAUUAAUAUGCCAACAAAUUUACCAUAAUCAACCUAAUCAAUUGAAUUUAAGAAUUUUAGCUGUAUUACUUUCUACAUCAUAUAAACAAGAAAAUAUUUCAAAUAUAUUUCAAAAUCUUUGCAAUAAUGGAUUGUCUUGCCUUUUCACGAUACAAUUAAGUAAAAAUAAAACCUUCGUUGAUCAAAAUAAAAUUGUACACUUGAAAAUUAUAGACACAGAUGAUCUAAAAAGAAAUAAAAAUAAUAACAUUAGACAUAAAAUUACAGUUUAUUAUAUAUGUGAAGAUUUAAAAUAUAAAAAUCAAAAACAACAAGAAAGUAAUGAAUUCAAAUAUGUUUUUAAUUAUGAACAGCUAGCUUUUUUAAAAUGUGAAAAUUACCUGACUGUUCAGGUUGAAAAGUUGGUGGGUAUUAAUUACAACAAAGAAUUUCACAACCUUAACCCUGAAUAUAUUUCUUUCUAUUGUUCACAAAGAGUUAUAUGCAAUACACAUAUAGAAGAUUUAUAUAAAGAGGAUGAUAAAAAACGUAAAAAUUAUAUUUUUUAUGAAUUGACCUAUAGGUGUGUACCCCCAAAGGUGUGCUCAUUUUGUGGUAAUAAUUCAACAUGUAAACUAGAGAAAUUGUAUAAUAAAGAAAAAGAGAUAACACAAUUUUACAAUAAUGUAGAAUACAAUGAUAGUGGUGUAUUUGAUAGAUUGCUAUUGAAUAAGGAAGAGGAGGAAGAACGAAAUAAAACAAGUUUCGUAGCUAACUUAGAAUACAAUGCUAUAAAUUAUGACAUUGAUGAUAUGAUAACUGUUGGAAGUAAUACAUAUCAUAUAUUGGAAAUAUGUAAAUGUAGUAAGGAUUAUGUACAAGAGGGUUCAUCUUGUGUUAAAAAGGAGAAAGAUAAAAUUUACAUAAGAUAUGCAAAAAAAUAA